Molecule: messenger RNA, 985 nt
Organism: Arvicanthis niloticus (Nile rat)
Lineage: Eukaryota; Metazoa; Chordata; Mammalia; Rodentia; Muridae
Gene: Dlx6
Product: distal-less homeobox 6
Biological process (GO): regulation of transcription by RNA polymerase II; embryo development; cell differentiation
Molecular function (GO): RNA polymerase II cis-regulatory region sequence-specific DNA binding; DNA-binding transcription factor activity, RNA polymerase II-specific
Source: RefSeq, a predicted model, not a curated record
GAAACCCGGGAGAAGGCUUUCUCCAGCCCCCAAAGUUUUGAUGAUGACCAUGACUACGAUGGCUGACGGCUUGGAAGGCCAGGACUCGUCCAAAUCCGCCUUCAUGGAGUUCGGGCAGCAGCAACAGCAACAGCAGCAGCAACAACAACAGCAGCAACAACAGCAGCAGCAGCAGCAGCAGCAGCAACAGCAGCCGCCGCCGCCACCGCCGCCGCCGCCGCCGCAGCCGCACUCGCAGCAGACCUCCCCGGCCAUGGCAGGCGCACAUUACCCUCUGCACUGCUUGCACUCGGCCGCGGCGGCGGCGGCGGCGGCCGGCUCCCACCAUCACCACCACCAGCACCACCACCAUGGCUCGCCCUACGCGUCAGGCGGAGGCAACUCCUACAACCACCGAUCGCUCGCCGCCUACCCCUACAUGAGCCACUCGCAGCAUAGCCCUUACCUCCAGUCCUACCACAACAGCAGCGCGGCCGCCCAGACGCGCGGGGACGACACAGAUCAACAAAAAACGACAGUGAUCGAAAACGGGGAAAUCAGGUUCAACGGAAAGGGGAAAAAGAUUCGGAAGCCUCGGACCAUUUAUUCCAGCUUGCAGCUCCAGGCUUUAAAUCAUCGCUUUCAGCAGACUCAAUACCUGGCCCUUCCCGAGAGAGCCGAACUGGCAGCUUCCUUAGGACUGACACAAACACAGGUGAAGAUAUGGUUUCAGAAUAAGCGCUCUAAGUUUAAGAAAUUGCUGAAGCAGGGUAGUAACCCACAUGAGAGUGACCCCCUCCCGGGUUCAGCAGCCCUGUCACCGCGCUCACCAGCUCUGCCUCCAGUGUGGGACGUUUCUGCAUCUGCCAAGGGUGUCAGUAUGCCUCCCAACAGCUACAUGCCUGGGUAUUCGCACUGGUAUUCCUCACCACACCAGGACACCAUGCAGAGACCACAGAUGAUGUGACUUGUCUGAGUGAACAGCCUACGGGAGCUUCUGAAGGAG